AUGGAGGGCAACCAUAAGAGCAAGGGAGGCAGCGGGGGCGGGAUCACUCGAUACCGGGGUGGACGUAGUCGACCUUGGGGGACGUUUGGGGCUGAGAUACGCGACCCCAACCAGCAAGGAGCUCGGGUUUGGCUUGGAACAUUUAACACCGCCGAGGAGGCUGCUAGAGCUUAUGAUAGAGCCGCUUAUGCCAUGAGAGGUCAAUUUGCAAUCCUUAAUUUCCCGCAGGAGUAUCCCAUGGGUGCUAAUGCUUAUCGCGGUUCGUCUUCGACCGGCUCAUCCUCGUCGUCAGCAAUGGAGAGUGGCAAACAGGUGUUCGAAAUAGAAUAUUUGGAUGAUAAUUUGCUUGAAGAACUUCUUGAAAUUGAAGAGAGAAAGAGCAAGAAAAUGUGA
This is a messenger RNA of Gossypium arboreum, 393 nucleotides long. RefSeq names its product ethylene-responsive transcription factor ERF096-like. The coding region runs from base 1 to 393 and encodes 130 amino acids. The record is from RefSeq and is a predicted model, not a curated record. Lineage: Eukaryota; Viridiplantae; Streptophyta; Magnoliopsida; Malvales; Malvaceae. Gene Ontology annotation, biological process: regulation of DNA-templated transcription; ethylene-activated signaling pathway. Gene Ontology annotation, molecular function: DNA-binding transcription factor activity; DNA binding. The transcript has a single exon.